Molecule: messenger RNA, 434 nt
Organism: Staurois parvus
Lineage: Eukaryota; Metazoa; Chordata; Amphibia; Anura; Ranidae
Source: the annotation of a GenBank genome assembly
AAGGCAACUGAGAAAGAAAAUUUCUUUACACAAGAAAGGUGAAGGAUACAAGAAGAUCAGCAAAGCGUUACAUAUCAGUCAGAAUACUGUAGCAAAAGUGAUACACAAGGGUGUUUUAACAAAGAUGGAACUGCCACCAUUAGAUGUCUAAGCUGUCCACAGAAGUUAGCACUUCGACAGGAGCGUCUUCUGAUGAAAAGGGUUGAAGAAAAUCACCAUGCAAGUUCACUGCAGUUAGCUAAAGAAGUAGAAAGCCAAACUGAGGUGAUUGUUUCCCAUGACACACUACAGCGUACACUACAGAGAAAUGGCAUGAAUGGGUGUCGUCCACGAAGGAAGCCUUUCCUAAAGCCCAUGCGCAAAAAAGGCCACCUAGAAUUUGCCAGGGCCCAUGCUGAAAAAGAAUAAGAGUAAUGGGAUUCUGAAGUGACGAG